This is a messenger RNA of Diversispora eburnea, 1008 nucleotides long. Lineage: Eukaryota; Fungi; Glomeromycota; Glomeromycetes; Diversisporales; Diversisporaceae. The record is from the annotation of a GenBank genome assembly.
AUGUUUGCUCCGAGAUCUUCGAGACCUGUUACCAUUGCUGUUUAUCCACAAAAAAACGGUCUAAGACGUAGAAAAAAAGAUGAAAACGCAACACCGGCUAUUGAACUUGAACGAAUUCUUGGAUUUACUACUUCAAAACCUACGGUAUUAUCAACGGCUCCUACAUUGGAUCUUGUAGCUUAUGCUGCUGGUUCAGUAGUUGUACUUUAUAAUCAUAAGAAAAAUAAACAAGUUGCACUUUUACACGCGUCAUCAAGUACAACUCCUAUACAGCAAACCAAUUCAAAUACUUCCAAUUGGUCUGCGGCAUUUCCUAAUCGUCAUACGCCUACAGAUAGUGUAAUAAAUCCAUUGGGAUCAUUGGGUUUAUUAGAUCCACAGUCUGCUAAUAAUGGAAAUACUACUAGUAAUUCUAAAAAGACGCCUGUUAGUAACAAAGCUAAACCAAUAUCAUGUAUCACUUUUUCUCCCGAUGGUAAUUACUUGGCUGUUGGUGAGGCUGGUCAUCAACCACGUAUCUUAAUAUGGGAUGUACAAUCAAGAACCCUUGUCAAUGAAUUAAAGGGACAUAAGUAUGGCGUUCUGGCACUUAAAUUUUCUCCAAAUAUGAAAUGGAUUGUAUCUUUAGGAUUCCAACAUGAUGGCUAUUUAAAUGUUUGGAAUUGGAAAAGUGGUACCAAAGUCGCGUGUAAUAAAAUCACUACAAAAGUUCACACAUUAGCAUUUAGUCGAACUGGUGCUUAUUUUGUAACAGCUGGAUUAAGACACGUGAAAUUCUGGUAUUUUGACGCGAACGGAAAUCUACCAAAAAAGCAAGGAGGUCAAUCAAUAACAAAAACAGUCCAAGUAUUAGAUGGGCGAUCAGGAAUUCUAGGAGAUUUAAGAGAUAACAAUUUCCUUGAUGCAACUUGCUGUCAAAAAACAGAUCAUACAUAUUUUGUAACAUCUAAUGGGUUGUUGUGUAUGUUCACGGAGGGAAGAUUAAUGGAUAAAUGGGUUAAUUUGCAG